AUGGCCUCAAUACACUUGGAACGGUUCAAUGUGAAGGAGUGCACCCAAUGGAUCACCUCAAAUGGCUUUCACACCAUCUGUCUCUACUUUUUGCCGCAAUUUUACUGUGUUGCUAGUGAAAUUGCCACCGUGCUGAAGCAACAGUGCAAUGACAGUCAUUUUCUGGUGAUGAUCUCGGGCAGCAGUGGUGUUGACACGGUCAAGUAUAGGACGAAAGACCCAAAGAGUUCACCUGAUGCUGUCAUUUACUUUGGCGCCUCCUGCCUGUGCACUGCCAAGUACUCCUCGGCCUUACCGAUUUUGUUUGUUCCACUUGAGCCAGAUACAAGUGAACUGAAGUACAUUUCCGAGUGUUUGAAGGAGUUUAGCAGUGAAAAGAGAAUACUUCUUGUCGCUGAUUUAACAAACUCGUGGCUUCUACUCGAAGAAAAUCUAAGCAGUUUGUUUGCGACCAGUUCUUGUACACCCGAAAUUUGUCGGUUAAGAAGACCCGAUGCGAAGUACGACCUAGUACUCUUUGUGGGCGAGUGCAAAAAUCUUGAAUUUGUGCUCAACUGCAGAAAGUUGGUCGUUGUCAACCCUCAGAAAAGGUCUCGAGAGAUAUUUGAUGGGCCAAAGGAGUUUCGAAAGCGCAGUUCUCUCAUUGAAAAGUUCAAAAGUCAGUCAGGAAAGCAGGUUGGAGUUGUCUUUGUCAACUAUACCCAAUCAGUGACGCCGAUCAUGAGUUCAGCAAAGACAUUCUGCAAACGACAAAAGAAGCUGCCGUACUUUCUCUCACUAAACCAAAACGACUAUGAACUUCGACUGGGGAACUUUGGCCAGCUGGAAAGCUUCGUUCUAGUCAACUCGUGUGAUUGCACGGCCGAAGUGGCGCAGGCCACUGCCAAGUACAUCUACCCAAUUAUAUUCUGGAAGGAAUUCCUGAUCGCCUGCUCCCAGCGAAUCUCAUACGGCGGCAUCAUCUGGAACGAGGACGCCACCGAAGAGGCGGGAGGUGAUGAGGACGAUGAGGGGGAAGAGGACCGAGACGAGGAGAGCAUGAAGCUGGUGGAGCGAGAUCUCUUCAAGCGCCCCGACGGCUGGUUCGGCCUCGUCGUGGACGCCGGCUCCGAGCCGGUUAGCCAGAUCAAAGAGGGCCUUCGCGGCAUUCCAUCUGGGUACACCAACGAGGAAGAGCUCUUUUGA
Rhagoletis zephyria (snowberry fruit fly) is the source of this 1185-nucleotide messenger RNA. The record is from RefSeq and is a predicted model, not a curated record. Lineage: Eukaryota; Metazoa; Arthropoda; Insecta; Diptera; Tephritidae.